UUUAAUCAAUGAUGAGAUCAUUUCCUUGCACUGCAGAAAUUCUUCGUCUCUCUUCUCCUUCUCUCUAAAGACAGGUAAAUUAUCUUUUACUACUAAUCUCUGUAUGCUUUCGACUAGGGUUUGAUUCUGUUUCGAACAAUUCCCCCUAAAAUUCUUCAAUACCCAGUUCUAACCCUAACAUUAGAGUGAUAGCAAGAACCCCCUUUUAUUGAAUAAUCUUGAUUAGGAAAAAUGAAAAACAAAGAAAACAAUCCAACCUCACCACCACAAACUACAAAUCAACAACCAUUACUGCAACCAAAUCCACAUCCACAUCCUCAUCCUCCUCCAUACACAUUUAUGCCGUCGUUCUACCCUCCUCCCCCUCCAUGGUCUACUUUUCCAGGUCCUUGGUCUGUUCCUCCACCUCCAUCUGGUUUUCCAUUAACAAUGCCUAUUCCUACUCCACCUCAUAAUCUUCCUCAACACUCUGCUUCGGGACAUUCGUUACCAUCCCCACCACCACCACCUUAUGCCUUCUGGCCACCUCCACCACCUAUGAUGAUGGGUCCUGUAAUUUCAACUUCUCAAAAUCAUAUUGCUGUACCAACUACUGGUAAUACCCAGGAGUCAGUUGUGCCGCCAACUGGUUUACAUAGGGCAGAGGGUAAAGUGCCACCAGAACACCAGCAUUCAGAACAAGCCUUGAAUUCGCCUCUGAGGAGGCGUCCAGUCACACGGCGUUCAGCUGCACAGGAUCUUGCUACAGAUAAUGCUUCUUCACCAGGACUAGAUCAGCUCUUGGAUACCGUCUCACCUUCUUUGACUGCAACUAAAGGGUCUCAGUCUCGACGGUUGAGAUCCCAGAAGAUUAAAGAUAAAGAAGAGAAAUCUAAUGCUGGUCAACAAGAUAAAGUAGAAGGCGAUGCUGCUUUUGUUGAUGAAAACAAUUCAGUGGAUGUCACAUCGUUGGAGGAAGUUGAUAUCGCAGCUGAAACCAGUGGAAGGGAAGAUGAUAAUGUACCUCUUCCUAAACUUGGCUCUGAACCAUUCGUUGGCUUGCGAUUCAGUUCAGAAGAUGAAGCAUAUGAAUUUUAUAAUGCUUAUGCUAAAGAGAAAGGAUUCAGUAUACGGAAGAGUCACAUACAACGGUCAAGGGUCGAUCGGAGUGUGAUAUCCCGAGAGUAUGUUUGUGCAAAUCAAGGGUUUCGUUCAACAAAUGACAGGCGAUAUAAAGGAAAGGUUGUUCGACCUCGACGCGAAACAAGGGUAGAUUGUCGAGCUGCUAUGAGCAUCAAACGGAGAUCUACAAAAUGGAUUGUUGACAAAUUUCAUAAGGAGCACAAUCAUGGUCUUGUUGAUCCUGCUAAAGCUGAAAAACUUAGGUCACACCGGAAGAUAACACAGACCACAAAGUCAGUGAUAGAUACACUCUAUAAGUGUAGAAUUGGACCAUCUAAAAUUAUAGACGUUCUUACAAAAGCAGCAUCUGAAGAGAAUACAGUUGAAAUCAGUGGUCUGGAUUUAAUGAAAUAUGUGAAGAGAAAACCAAAAAACAACAUUGCAGCUGAUUGUUAUCGUGUGCUUGAAUAUUUUCAGAAAAUACAAGCAGUGGAUCCUGGAUUCUUUUAUGUGGUAGAAGUCGGUGACAGUAGAUCUAUGAGGAGUAUGUUUUGGGCUGAUAGCAGAUCAAGGGACGCAUACAAACAGUUUGGGGAUGUUAUGGUAUUCGACCAUGUAUGCCGAAUGAACAAAGAUUUGUUUCCUUUUGUUUCGUUCGUUGGAGUGAAUCACCACAGACAGCCUGUAUUGUUCGCAUGUGGGUUGUUGGCUGAUGAAACGGUGGAAUCAUUUGUUUGGUUAUUCAAAACCCUACUUAGAGCUAUGUCAAAUUGUCAUCCUACUUCUGUUAUUACAAAGCAAGACAAAGCAAUUAUGGUUGCGAUGGGAAAAGUUUUCCCAAAUACAAGGCAGCGGAUAUGCAUGUUGCACAUAGGAAAAAAUGAAUUAGGAAAUUUGAGUGACGUCUUCAACAUGCACCCCGCUUUUCAGGAAGAGUACAAAAGGUGCAUCUACAAUUGUCAGAAGCCAGAGGAAUUUGAAUCAGGUUGGAAACAGCUACUUGUUAAAUAUAAUUUGAAAGAAAACAGUUGGUUAUAUGGUAUGUACGAUCAGCGUCACAACUGGGUACCAUUGUAUUUGAGGAAUACAUUCUUUGCUGGAAUGAGUACGACUCAGUUAGCUGAAGGCAUGAACUCCUACUUUGAUGGAUUUUUGCACGAAAGAACACCCUUAAAUGAGUUUAUAGAACAAUAUGAACUGGCUGUGGUGCGCCGGAGGGAGGAAGAAACUGAUGAAGAUUUUAUAACUAUGUAUACUAGUGCUGGUUCGUCUUCGAAAAAUCCUAUUGAAGAACAAGCAGCUAAAGUUUACACUAGGAAUAUGUUCACAUUGUUUGGUCAUGAAUUUUCUGAGAGUUCUGGUUGCAAUGUGAGAAAAGUUGAUGAUAAAGAUGAAUGUACAAGUCGGUACCUAGUGGGGAGGUACGGUGAUAAGGAUGAUGAAAUGAGCUUUGUCACAUUUAACUCCAUCAGCAAAGAUACAAACUGCAGUUGCCAAAUGUUCGAGUUUGAAGGGAUACUCUGUAAACACGUUCUUAAAUUAUUUCAAGAUUUGAACGUCGUUGAGCUUCCUGCUAAAUAUACCCUAAAGAGGUGGACGAUGAUUGCUAGGUAUGGUGGACCGUGUGGCGACGAGGCUGAAUGUAUUUCAGAGGAUACAACAGCAGUAAAUGUCUGGAUGUUGAAAGAGACGGCUGUGAAAUUUGUGGAAAUCGGGUUAUCUUCAGCCGACCGCAAUAGUGCUGCUAUGAACAUAAUUGAAGAGGGUCUAAAAAAUAUUUCUCUUGUUAACGCCUCAACUAAUGAUUUGCAUCCUGAAGAUUCGGUUGGUUGUAGUGAUCAAGGGGAAAAGUUAAUUGAUACCACCUCUAGUGAACCCCAACCGAUCAAAACAAAAGAACGGCAGGCAUCAGUGAAAGAAAAGUUAGGAGUUAAACAAGUGAUGAAGAAAAAUAGGAAGUGCAGUACAUGCAAGAAAUCUGGGCAUUAUACAAGUACAUGUCCAAAGGGACCAGUGGAUCAGUCCCAAACUUCAGCCAAUGGGGACCAAAGGCAAGCUUAAUGUUUUGCAUUUGAUGUCCAUCUGGGUAUGUUUUAAGAUUGAACCAGGUGUUGGAAACUCUUAGUAAGAAUUGCGGUGAUCAUGUGUUUCAGCAGAUUGUUGAGCGUGAUAUCUUACAUGAUAUGGUCUUAAAGAAGAAGUUUUUGUUGAGGUCUAUCGGAGAGUUUCCAGCAGCUUCAUGCUUCACUGAAUAAACUUAAAUGGAUACCUCCGAAUAGUAAACUUAUACUGCUUGGCGCAGAAAUCCAAAAUGGUCGUGGUUUAGCAGAUGUGUUAAUGGAAAUGCUUGGCGCCUUGGACCCUCAGACUCCUGAGGGUAAAGCACGAACUGGUUGUUGAUUUGGUUGACCAAUGUCGUUUGUACCAAAAGCGUGUCAUGCUUCUUAUAAACAAUACCUCAGGCGAGGAACAUCUGUCUCAACAGUUUACGCUGAAUGAUGACUUGCAGCAAGUGCUUUAAUGACAUGAUGACAUACUGAACGGAACCGGAACCUAGGUUGCACCAAUAUGCUUACAGGUUUUGGUUCACCUGAAGCAUCUUUCACUUCUUCUAUAUCUUGAACUUGUACAACCGCAUCAGCAACAAUUUCAGGAGUAACAGUAACACCACUCCAUUUCCAGAUUUUUUAUUCAGUAAUUACAGGAUACUCACCAAUCCCAUCUGAAGGGACUACUGCAAAACCAUAAUUAAUAGAAGGGAUAUUUUGAUUUUGGGUCCC
This is a messenger RNA of Papaver somniferum (opium poppy), 3881 nucleotides long. RefSeq names its product protein FAR1-RELATED SEQUENCE 12-like. NCBI's taxonomy places the organism in Eukaryota, Viridiplantae, Streptophyta, Magnoliopsida, Ranunculales, Papaveraceae. Gene Ontology annotation, molecular function: zinc ion binding; nucleic acid binding. Bases 232 to 3162 code for a protein of 976 amino acids. Gene Ontology annotation, biological process: regulation of DNA-templated transcription. The transcript has 8 exons. The record is from RefSeq and is a predicted model, not a curated record.